UCCGGACUUCCUGUAUAUGGCAGAUCUGGAUAACAGCAACGGCGACCUCGGGCAGAUCUCAUGCGCCAUGAAGGCACAAGCGACAGCAGCUUCUCCGACCACAUUUAGGAUGGUUUUGUAGCCGAACAGUCGCUUUGAGAUUCUUUAAGCAGCGAGAGGAAGAAGAAGAAAAAGAAGAAAAAAACAGCGGAAGAAAAGUAAAGCUCAUUGCUACCUUUCGCCUGUACGCCAAAGUCAAUGCGCUCCAUCUUCCCAGUGCUGGAGCUGCUCUACCGGCACUUUCUAAACGCAUCAGAUCUCUAAACCAAAGCGAUCAAAGCCAGGAGCCAUCGAGGAGCAUCUCCUGGAGGCUAUCAGAGAGCUUCCGGCUCGUGCUGCUUCACCUGGCGUGAGAGAGAGCCAAGAAUCAGAAGAGGAGAGGGGAAGGAGCAGUGUCCUUCGACCCCCUUUCCAUCAAUAUGGACUGGUUAAUGGGGAAGUCUAAGACGAAGCCAAAUGGAAAAAAGCCGCCCAUAGAGGAGAAGAAGCCGUAUCUCGAGCCAGACUACACCAAAGUAAGGGUCGUCGACUUCGACCUCAAGGAGCUGGUGGUGUUGCCACCCGAGAUCGACCUGAACGAAUGGUUCGCCAGUAACACCACGACGUUCUUCAAUCUAAUCAACUUGCAGUACAGCACGGUGUCCGAGUUCUGCACAGGCGACACGUGUCCCGUCAUGUCGGCCUGCAACACGACGUACUACUGGUAUGAUGAGAAAGGGAAGAAGACAAAAUGCACAGCGCCGCAGUACGUAGACUUCGUCAUGAGCUCGGUCCAGAAACUUGUCACCGAUGAGGACAUCUUUCCCACUAAGUAUGGCAAAGAGUUCCCGAACGCCUUCGAUUCGCUGGUGAAGAAGAUCUGCCGCUACCUGUUCCACGUGUUGUCGCACAUCUUCUGGGCUCACUACAAGGAGACGGUGGCCAUGGAGCUGCACGGACACUUAAACACGCUCUACACGCACUUCAUCGUCUUUAUACGAGAAUUCAACCUGAUGGACCCCAAGGAGACGUCAAUAAUGGACGACCUGACCGAGGCCCUGUGCACGCCCUUGCCCCCUCCUCCACAGAACCACGUAACAGAGAGAUGAGGCUCGCACUUGUUCCCCCCUCCCCCUCCCUCUAUGCUCUAGGGAGGACAAGAAGGACCCGCCCAUUCACCUCCCGCAAACUUCGCUCUCUUUUUUACAACCGGUCAGGAUGGGUCGGCCUGGACUGCGGGUGCAGCACUCACCCCAAUCCCAUCCCACCGCCUCCCCUUGCCGGAGGCUUUACUGUACUGCGAGCCCUUUAACCAGGAAGCAUUCACUUUUCACCUUCUGGUCAUUCGAUAUUUUUAUUUGUGUUUUUUUUUGUUUUGUUUUUUGUUUGUUUUUUGUCGGUUUGGUUUUCUCAUGCCCAUGUACUAUGAGGUUGGGUUGGGAGUACGUGACAAUUGUUUUGGUUUGUAUAUUCCUCUUGACAUCCCCAUUAGAACGAAAAGAUGUCAGGAAGAUACUAGAGGCACUGCUUUUCUGUACAGUUUAAGAAGACGGGACCGUAAAUCCUGCUCGGUCUUCUUAGUCAUAUAGGUGGAGUUAUUGUUUGUUUUUUUGUUUUGUUUUGUUUUUUUAUAUCUUGGAGGUAUAAUGAGUGUGAAAUUUAGCCCUUCAGGAUCAGACUGUUUACCCAUAAUCCUUUACAGUACAUCUGACUACUUUCCACCCCAAGAUGCUCAUUAACCCAGCAUCUUACACAAUGGCUGCACUUUUUAAUUUUUCCUCUUUUUUCUUUCUUUCCUCCCCCCAAUAUACUAGGCAAUUUAGACAGACCCCCACUUAUGCCCCUCUCAGCACCGGAGCAUAUCACAGGCGGCCGAUUGGAUCCACCUAGAGAGCGGCACCAGUCCGAAAGCCUCGCUUCGUUGUGCUUUUUCCAUUACGAGGCACAAUGACAAAGACAUUCUGUCUGCUACAUUUGAUUGUUCCAUAUCCCAUAGAAAAGUACAUCAGAAUCCCCCCCCAAUUUCAUGUUCACUUUAAAGAAAAAAAAAAAUAAAGUCUAAGGGAACAAUUCGAUUGAAAUCAUAUCCGAUCCGACGUAUCGGCCCAGGCUCGCUUUGCAAGGACACUUUCGAAACGGAAAAGUGGCAAAAGAAUGUAAAAAAAUAGUCUUUGUAUUUAACUGUAUGAGAAAAAUUAUCCAGAGUGAAUGAAUGCGAGAGAGAGAGAGAGAGAACGAAAGGGGAAAAAAAUCGAUGUAUGUAACCAUGAAAGAGACAAAGAAAGAUAUUUUAAUGUCCUCCCUUCAUCACUGUUCAGAGAGUUCAGUUGAACUUCUCUUAUUAGAGGGUUGGAUGUUGUUCAUUUUUAUUUAUUUAUCAUUUUGUUCCCCAUUUGCUUUAGUUUUGGCUUUUUUUUUUUUCAGGACACGAUUCUGUCUU
Silurus meridionalis is the source of this 2458-nucleotide messenger RNA. RefSeq names its product MOB kinase activator 2b (gene mob2b). Gene Ontology annotation, molecular function: protein kinase activator activity. The record is from RefSeq and is a predicted model, not a curated record. Gene Ontology annotation, cellular component: nucleus; cytoplasm. The coding region runs from base 459 to 1127 and encodes 222 amino acids. The transcript has 5 exons. Gene Ontology annotation, biological process: signal transduction; positive regulation of protein phosphorylation. Lineage: Eukaryota; Metazoa; Chordata; Actinopteri; Siluriformes; Siluridae.